Molecule: messenger RNA, 1357 nt
Organism: Phytophthora sojae
Lineage: Eukaryota; Oomycota; Peronosporomycetes; Peronosporales; Peronosporaceae
Exons: 1
Coding region: 4-1275 (423 amino acids)
Molecular function (GO): protein binding
Source: RefSeq, a predicted model, not a curated record
AUCAUGGCAAGGCAGCCCAAGGCGGAGGCGGAGCUGCGCGCCUUGGCGGCGGCCAGGCUGCCGCUGGACGCGCUGGGACGAGUCUUCUCCUUCACCUGGACGCUGCGCGAGGCGCUGGCCGACGAGCUGGCCGAUGUGGUGACGGUGCUGCUGGCCACGCGUGACGGCCCGUGCGCCGCGGGGCUGGUCGACGCCGUCGCCGUUGAGGGCCAGCUGCGCAUGCUGCAGCUGCUGCACCGCUUCGACGCUGAGGGCUUCUCCACCGACGCCAUGGACGGCGCCGCUCGUCGCGGGCGGCUGGACGUGGUGCGCUUCCUGCACGAGCACCGACGCGAGGGCUGCACCAGCAGGGCGCUGGACGGCGCGCUGGACGCUCAGCACGAGGACGUGGUGCGCUUCCUGGUGCAGCACCGGUCGGAGAAGUGGUCGGGUCGCGCCGCGAGCUGGGCGGCGGAGAAUAACGACCUGCAGGCCGUGAGGGACAUCCUCCGUCGCAACCAAGACUCCCCCACGGCGGAGGCAAAGGUCGUGGCCUACCAGCGCCGGCAGACGGAGAUGCUCCGCUUUCUAUAUGAAGAAGGCACGGAUAAGCGACCGUCCUACACGCUGGUGCACGCCUGUGCGGCCGGAGACAUGGAUUCGGUAAGGUACUUGACCGCCAAGGGCGAAGGCUUCGUCAAGAGCGCCAUGUCCGAGGCCAUCGCUGCGGGGGCCUUGGACAUUGUCCAGCAUCUGCACGAGCAUGCGCCGCAGAGAUACACCGAAGCUAGUCGUGCCGUACCCAUGCAGGAGGCGGCGCUUAAGGGACAGCUUGAUGUGGUAGUGUACCUAAAUACGCACGCCCCUGAGCUGUCGUGCACGACCAAGGCGAUGGACAACGCGGCGGCAGGUGGGUUCUUGGACAUUGUAAAGUACCUGCAUGGAAACCGGGAGGAAGGCUGCACCACACAAGCUAUGGAUCGAGCUGCCGCGAAGGGGCAUCUCGAUGUGGUGAAGUUUCUUCAUGAGCACAGACAAGAAGGCUGCACGACAGACGCAAUGGACUACGCGGCGCUGUGGGGCCACGUGGAUGUCGUGCGCUUUCUACACGAGAACCGCGCAGAAGGGUGCACUGCGAGAGCCUUCAACGAAGCCUCUCUGCGUGGGCAUGUGCAGGUGGUCGAUUUCCUCAUCCACAACCGACCGCAAAGCUGCAACGUUGCCCACGGAGUCAAGCUCGCGCGACAACGGAAAUGCCAAGCUGUGCUCGAACUGCUGGAGUCCCAUCGUCCAUAACCCUCUCGCGCGAGUGUGCGUACUGUAUUGAAUCAUUCCUUAUAUUGGGUAAAUGCUUAAUGAUUAGGCGUCUUGAGAAGUG